Molecule: messenger RNA, 696 nt
Organism: Acanthosepion pharaonis
Lineage: Eukaryota; Metazoa; Mollusca; Cephalopoda; Sepiida; Sepiidae
Source: the annotation of a GenBank genome assembly
AUGAACAGACGAUUAUUUACUCUGACGAAAUGUUUUGUGCAUUUCUUGCAUUUCUCAUUCCUUCUCUCGGAGCGUUGCUCUUCGGUAUCUUGUCGUAAACUUUCUUCCAUUCGCAUUCUCAUAUUUUCUUGCUUUGGGCAUAUCUAUCACUCUGCCUAUCUAUCUAUCUAUCUAUCUAUCUAUCUAUCUAUCGCUUUGGCCAUAACUCUCAUUCUGCCUAUCUAUCUAUCUAUCUAUCUAUCUAUCUAUCUAUCUAUCUAUCUAUCUAUUCCAUUUAUCUCUCUCACUAUUUCAGUUUGUCCAUAUCUAUCUGAUGUGGGUCCAAAGGGGAUCCAUAGGCGGGAAGUUCGAAAAAUAUGCCAGUAUUUUAAUAUCUAUCUAUCUAUCUAUCUAUCUAUCUAUCUAUCUAUCUAUCUCAGGCUGUUCAUAUCUAUCAGAUAUGAUAUCAUCAUCUCUGCGAUACUUGUACAUAUCUGCAGAUAUGACGCCACCGUCGUAUCUAUUAAUCUAUUGCACUUCCUUCAUAUCUAUCUAUGUAUCUAUCUAUCUAUCUAUCUAUCUAUCUAUCUAUUUAUCUAUCUAUCUAUCUAUCUGCCUGUCAGCGUGUUCAGUAUCUAUCUAUCUAUCUAUCUAUCUAUCUAUCUAUCUAUCUAUCUAUCUCAGUUUGUUCAUAUAUGCUUAUCUAUUUCCGUGUGA